AAUAAGGAAGGACAGAGGACUUUGGUCCGAGACGCUGGUUUGAAGCAGUACGUAACGUGUGUCUUGUGAUGAGCUUGACGCUCCUGUGACUGCGACAAGGAGAGACGACCAGCGGACUUCACUAAAGAGGUGCUGUGACAUCAUUAAGGGGUGCUGUGACAUCAUCAUCGGCCAUGGAGGGGAGGAGUGUUCUGAGGCGUGCCCAAUCUCUACGGAGCGUCUCUAUGGGUGACGGAGACAAGCCUGCCUGGGCGGAGGCGGGGUUUAGAGACAGGAUGAAGUCCAUCUCCGUAUCUCAGAUGUUGACCAGAUACCAGGCCAGCCCUUCAGUAGAGGUCCCUACCCUGAACCAUGUGGAGCACAAGACUGAGCAGAUAACCAAGCAUCAGACCUCCUUCUCAACCGUCCGCGAGAAAACAAAGAGACAACUGGCACAGGAGCGCAAGCUGGAGUCCCUGACGACAAACAACGGAGUGAGAGAGACGACCCGUGGGUCAACUAGCCUGUUAGGAAAGACGUCCCAGGGGUCGGCCAGCCUGUCAGGGGAGAAGUCCCAGAGGUCGACCAGUCUCUCCCGCAGUAAGUCCAUGUCCAGUCUCCCUGGGCCCUCUCCCAGAGUCGACCCGGCCGGGAGUAUCGGAGUCCUGAAGGCUCUCUUCGAGUCAAAGGUCACCAAGGAGAAGGUGAAGAGCAUCAUGGGAGCUGUAGGCCAAACACCAUCACGUCCCAAGAUGGCAGCUGCGGCCCCAGCCUUCAACGGGUUGGUGGAGGAGAGAAAGGGCCCUAUAGAGGAGAAAGCCGUACCUUCACCUGCACCUGCAUCCCCGGCUAGAGAGGAGGUCACUACACAGGUUGGGAGAAUGACGCGCUCAGAGAGGAGAAAGACCAUCAGUGGUAUCAACCUGGAAAAGAUAUCUACAGCAUCUCAGGAUGAUGACAAGAGGAAGUCGAUCUCAGACCUCCGUGACGCCGGUUCCUCCUCCUUCAGCCCAGAGAGGGAGAAACCGUCCGCUUCUGUCUCUGUCAGAGCCAUAUCUGCUCUCUAUCUGUCCAAGGUAGCAGCUGCAGAGUCAACGACUCAAGAUCCAUCCUCUCCAACCAAGAGAGGAGUGAAACCCUCCAAGUUCCUGCCAUGUAAGCAGGACGUGUGUUCAUCCUGUCUGAAGCCAGUCUACCCUAUGGAGAAAAUGGCCGCUGAUAAAUUCAUAUUUCACAAGAACUGUUUCUGCUGUAAACACUGUCAGAAGAAGCUCAGCAUGCACAGCUAUGCUCCACUGUACGGGGAGUUCUACUGUGUAUUCCACUACCAGCAGCUGUUCAGGAGGAAAGGGAACUAUGACGAGGGCUUUGGCCACACCCAACACAAAGACCGCUGGCUGCAGAGAACCAAUGAGACGCCGGGGUCUAACAGCGCAGAUGUCAUAUAGAGCUCCAUGAUUGCUGACGCGGUGACCAUGACAACACGGAAUCACAGCAUCGUUGGAGUCACCUGGGUUAUGUACUCCAUGUACACACUGUAUACACUGAGUCGCUUGACAGUAAUCAGCACCAGAGUCCACUUUAUGGCCGCAAUUACAGAUAAAUUAUAUGAUGUUUUAUUUCUGA
Oncorhynchus gorbuscha (pink salmon) is the source of this 1605-nucleotide messenger RNA. Its product is annotated as LIM domain and actin-binding protein 1-like. The record is from RefSeq and is a predicted model, not a curated record. The coding region runs from base 174 to 1427 and encodes 417 amino acids. NCBI's taxonomy places the organism in Eukaryota, Metazoa, Chordata, Actinopteri, Salmoniformes, Salmonidae. The transcript has 10 exons. Gene Ontology annotation, cellular component: plasma membrane; actin cytoskeleton. Gene Ontology annotation, biological process: actin filament bundle assembly. Gene Ontology annotation, molecular function: actin filament binding.